Ilex paraguariensis (yerba mate) is the source of this 3470-nucleotide messenger RNA. The record is from the annotation of a GenBank genome assembly. NCBI's taxonomy places the organism in Eukaryota, Viridiplantae, Streptophyta, Magnoliopsida, Aquifoliales, Aquifoliaceae.
GAAGAGCUAAGAAAGGAUGGUGGAACGCUGAACUUGAAGACUUUAACGAGAGUAAGCUCCAAGUAGUUGAGCAAUGGCCGAAAUCUCCGAAGCUCCUGGAACUUCCAACGACGCAUCCGAAGCCGCCGACAAGAAGAACAACAACUCCGAAACAUCGAACUUCGAUCCCAAAACCAUGCGAAAGACCAAACCUGGACUGAAGCGCCUCAUCCUUACCUUCACAGUUCUCUUCUCCUUCCUCUUAGGUCUGCCAUUGUUGCUGAAAACGAUAGAGAUCUACCGAUCACCACUCCCAUUCCGCGACAUCGAUUUACUGUCAACAUCAAUCGAGUCGAAUCCAUUGUUAUUCCCUUGCAAAUUCCACGCAAUUUUCGUAGGCUUCAACCACGCCACCUCAACUUCGUCCACCGCUGAUAAACUAGGGUUUUCAAUUAUUGCUCACAUGCAAAAAUUCAUUGGCGACAAUCAAGAUUGUGGAACUUGUGGUGGCAACAAUUUCACAGUCUCAGUAACAAUAGAUGCCAAUACUAAUUGCAUUCAGAGUCAGAAUGGGAAAAUCACUAGAUCAUGGCAGUGUGGAGUACUUGAUAGCUUCAAAUUUGAUGAGAAUUUGGAGAAUAGUGAUGAGGAUUUUGAUGAAUAUCUGGAGUCUGUAUUGGGAGGUCAGGAUAUAAAUAAUGGUGGGAAGGUUUAUAGUGUUGUGGUGGUAAAUUCGGAUGAGGAGAUCAGGGCCGUGGUGGGAAAGUAUCGACACGCAUGGAUUCGAGGGAGGGUUUUGGAGGAAAAUGCCUUAGAGAAGAUAGCGGAGAUUUUUGUGAAGGUUUUUGUGAAUGGUGGGAAAGAGGAAGGGGUGAUUCAUGGGGAGUUUAUGCCAGUGGGGGCUGAUGGGAGGAUUGUGCUUUCUUUCAAUUUGUUAAAUGCUGAUCCGCGUGAUUGGAUUUAUGAUUGGAAUUUUCAAGAGAUAGACGAAAUUCUAUUGGCUCCAGUUAUUGAGGCUUUGGAACCGGUAGCAAAUAUAAGUGUGGAAUCUCAGGUUUUAUACCAUACUCCAAAGUCCUCAUUUUCUUAUUGGGAUGACAAGUGGGAGAGCUAUCUUUUCAGUACCAAAGAUAUGCCUUUCUUUGUGAAUUCAAAUGAGUGGCACUUGGACACUUCCAUUGCAGCGGGUGGGCGGUCAAAAAUUCUCCAGUUUGUGGUUUAUGUACCCUCUGUGAAGGAGUGCCCUCUUCUGUUACAACUUCCUGAUGGAGAAAUUUCCAUGACAAACGGCUUUAUAUCUCCGAUGUGGGGAGGUGUUAUGGUUUGGAACCCCCCAGGCUGUUUGAGGGAUUCAGAAAGUGUAAAUCAUCUCAGGCACAAAAUUUCUCCCAAGGACCUUAACAAGGUUUUUGAAGUUUUUAUGGGGCAGUUGCGGCAACUAUUUGGUCUGAAAUCUGCUAGCCUAUAUGUUGGUGCAUCAGGCACAUACAUCCUUUUAGCCAGCAACAAAGGCUUUACAGAAUGGGAAUUGGAUUUGUUGUCGCGGCAGCACACUUGUUUUAACCUUCUUCAAUCCGGUACAACCCUUGGGUCACUUUCGCGAUUGGUCCAAUCACUUCCAAGGAUGAUUAUCAUGGAUGAGAUAGGAAAACAGGUAAAGUUUUCUCUCAAAGCUGCAAAUUUGGCUCGAAGUAAUGCCUCUGUUGGAAAUUAUGAUGCUUCAUCUGGUAUGUUCCAUCCAACUUGUAAGUUGUAAUAUGUGCAUGGUCUAAAUGAUAUCCUGUCCACAAGUUGGUGAACAAGACUUUAACAUAUUGUUUUGCUUUUCUUAGUGUAUUCAAGGCAAGCUAGAUCUUUCGCAGAAGAUGCCUUUUAUCACCCGUCCAUGAUGUCUGUCAGCUACUUCUCUUUUGAGCAUUGCUUUGCUGUCUACUCGGUUUGUUCUGCAACACUGAGGCUUGUCUAGCUUGACUAUGAGAAAUAUCAAUCAUUAAAAUGUGCAUUGGUAGGCACUAGGCAUUAAGGCCAAGUUCCUAACAAUUAAUGUAAGAUACAAUCUCCGUGUGUUUAAUGUGGAUUAUUUUCCACACGUCACCACUGUGACAGAGCAUGUGGACUAAUAAAAUUUAGCUGAUAAAUAAACCAUACGAUUCACUUGAUAAAAAAAAUCUUUAAAAUAUAGUACUUUAUGGUUUAUCCUAAGAGAGUUCAUGUUGAUUAUUUUUGAGAAUCAUAUUCAUUGGAUACAGGAUUGGAUGUCCAGUUCUAAACCGGCAUUGUGACCAUGUUUCUUUAGUAGGCACAGCACUUAAGGCGACACAAGUUUGUACUUCUGAUGGCUAUAGUCUCCACUAUCAUUUUAAACAUGCUCAGGCAGUGGAUCUGGUCAUGCACAGCACGACUGUUUGUAUGUUUUGUACCAUUACCAUGACAUGAGCAGAUCCAGUGGCAUUCUACACAUUUUUAUAUGUUUAAUUAGUUAACCACUGCAUACCUACUGCUUAUAAUGUUAAGUUCCUGAUUUUAUCUAGCCUAACUAAAAAACAUAUAGACCAGAUUUGAUCAGUCUGGUGGGGAGUGGAAAAAUGUUACAGGGAAUAGGCAAAUAAAAACAAUAGCCAUGGUCCGAGUGACCAUGCAUCCUGAGAUCUGCAAGCUGUUGCAUAUAACCUACUUGUAAAGGCAUGGUAGUGCAGAUAAUGAGUAGUUGCUCAAUGUACGUGUUCAUUUUGAAAAACCUGUAUUGAUGUACUAUCCUGAGCUACAGGUCCUUGUCUGUGGAUUGAUUCUCCUUCUUUAUCCUUUUUCUUUUGAGCAGCCCUUCUUUUUGCCUGUUUCGUUGCACGUCCUCCUAGCAGCUGUUCGAGAAUAUAGGAGAUACCAGAAAGAGAAGUCAAAGUACUUAGCAUGGAAAGCCAAAGAAGGUAGCAUCUAGAUUGGCUCACUUGGCCUGAGUUCACACAAAGCAAGGUUCGUAUAUGUUCCUGAAUGACAUAAUGGUACAGGCAAUUUAGCCAAUGUUAGGGAAGCGCCUUCUGCAUGUACGCCUCUGCUGCUGCUACUUGAAAAUCAGCUGUUGUCGCUGCAUCUCUCACAUCCCAGAACUGAUUUUAAGAUAUUACCAUUUCUUAAAGACUGUCAAAGGUCUAGAACGUUUGGGCCUCCGAGAUGAGAGCUUGUUUAAUUGUGAAUGCAUUAACAUGAUAUCACUCAUUGUAUAACAUUUGUAUUGGAUUAGAGCUUCAGCGUGGCUGUAUUAUCGUAAAUUCUCUGCUUGGCACAUUUUUGGCACCCAUAUCUAAAUUAGAAAGGACCUAUAAUUAAGGUUGGUAGUUCAGAUUUUGGCAUUGAGUAGCUCAAGCUGCAGCCCAAUAUCUGGGGAAUGUUCAUCUGAGAACUAAGGAACUAAGGGGACGUUUGGUAAUCAUUUUUGUCUUGUGUUUUGUAUUUUUGUUUUCAAUUUUUGUCAAAAAUGAAAACAAAAAUAUGUU